CCAAAUGCCAUGGAUGUAUUCAAUUUCACCUACUGGAAUGCCUCCGAAGGCAAUGACACAGAAGUCGUGGCAGAGAAGGAAAGCGCCUACAAGACCGUGGAGGUGGUGUUCAUCGUGCUGGUGGCCGGCUCCCUCAGCCUGGUCACAGUCAUUGGAAAUAUUCUGGUCAUGCUUUCCAUCAAAGUUAACCGGAACUUACAGACCGUCAACAACUACUUUUUGUUCAGUCUCGCAUGCGCUGACCUAAUUAUCGGACUGUGCUCCAUGAACUUGUACACAGUCUACAUAGUGAUAGGCUACUGGCCCCUGGGGCCCGUGGUGUGCGAUCUGUGGUUGGCCUUGGACUAUGUUGUCAGCAACGCGUCUGUCAUGAAUCUCCUCAUCAUAAGCUUUGACAGAUAUUUCUGUGUCACCAAGCCCCUCAGCUACCCGGUCAAAAGGACCACCAAGAUGGCAGGGAUGAUGAUCGCUGGAGCCUGGGUCCUGUCCUUCAUCCUCUGGGCGCCCGCCAUUCUCUUCUGGCAGUUCAUCGUGGGUGGGAGGACAGUUCCGGAGAGAGAGUGCUACAUCCAGUUCUUCUCGAACGCCGCCGUCACGUUCGGCACCGCCAUUGCCGCCUUUUACCUGCCGGUCAUCAUCAUGAUUCAGCUCUACUGGCAGAUCUCCAGGGCAAGCAAGAGUCGUGUGAAGAAGGAUACCCGCAAGCCGUCAGGAGCCACCCCCGAACCCCUGUCACCUGGCAAGAGGAGGAACAACACGCCCAAACCCAACAACAACAACGUACCAGGGGAGGUGGCGGUGCGUUCCCAGAUCCCAAAUUCUGACGCUGGGGCCCACGAGCAUGAUGGAAAACUGCAAAAUGGUAAAGGACCCUCCUCAAAUGCCGAGGGAGAAGCAGAAGGAGAUGAAGGGGCAAGAGAGAAUUGUGCUCCUGGAGAAGAGAAGGAGAGCUCCAACGACUCCACAUCAGGGAGCGCGGCAGCGUCCAAUCAGAGGGACGAGGAGGUGGUGCCGUCCACGGCCAACUCAAGCCUCGAGACGAGCCAACCGCCCCCACGUCAGCGAGCCAAGGCAGGGGCGUCCAAGCUGACCUGCAUCAAGAUCAAGACCAAAUCACCCAAGAGCGACUGCUACACGCCGUCCAACGCCACCGUGGAGAUCGUGCCGGCCUCCGAGCGGCAGAAUCACGUGGCCCGAAAGAUCGUAAAGAUGACGAAGCAGCCUCCCAAGAAGAAGAAGGCGCCGCCGUCACGGGAGAAAAAAGUGACCCGCACCAUCAUGGCCAUCCUGGUCGCUUUCGUAGCCACCUGGACUCCUUACAAUGUGAUGGUGCUCAUCAACACCUUCUGCUCCAGCUGCAUCCCCAACACAAUGUGGACUAUCGGCUACUGGCUGUGCUACAUCAACAGCACCAUCAACCCGGCCUGCUACGCUCUGUGCAAUGCCACGUUCAAAAAGACAUUCAAACACCUUCUCCUCUGCCAAUACAAGAAUAUUAGGUCCGCCAGAUAA
Molecule: messenger RNA, 1512 nt
Organism: Limanda limanda (common dab)
Lineage: Eukaryota; Metazoa; Chordata; Actinopteri; Pleuronectiformes; Pleuronectidae
Gene: chrm2a
Product: cholinergic receptor, muscarinic 2a
Exons: 1
Coding region: 10-1512 (500 amino acids)
Biological process (GO): regulation of heart contraction; adenylate cyclase-activating adrenergic receptor signaling pathway
Cellular component (GO): plasma membrane
Molecular function (GO): G protein-coupled acetylcholine receptor activity
Source: RefSeq, a predicted model, not a curated record